This is a messenger RNA of Sclerotinia sclerotiorum 1980 UF-70, 3051 nucleotides long. RefSeq lists its product as hypothetical. The record is from RefSeq and is a predicted model, not a curated record. Gene Ontology annotation, molecular function: RNA polymerase II complex binding. The coding region runs from base 1 to 3051 and encodes 1016 amino acids. Lineage: Eukaryota; Fungi; Ascomycota; Leotiomycetes; Helotiales; Sclerotiniaceae. The transcript is spliced from 4 exons. Gene Ontology annotation, cellular component: Cdc73/Paf1 complex. Gene Ontology annotation, biological process: regulation of DNA-templated transcription.
AUGUCUGCCAACAAGAAUGGCCAUAUCAAUGGCGGCGCAAAUGGUUAUGAUGCUGGGAAUCCAAAUGGGAGAAUGAUUAGCAAACGAUUUUCCGACAUUCCCUCAGCUAUCGAUAUUCCAGUGACUGGAGAAGAUGAUGAUCAAGCAGUCGAAAUCGAUCUCGAAGAUUUACUGGACGACCCUACCGAAUUGUGUACAUUACUCGAAAAUGAAGGCGCGGCUCGCACAUAUUGGAUGACUGUUGCAUUGGCAUACGCGAAGCAGAAGAAGGUCGAUCAUGCCAUUGAGAUGUUGACGAAAGGCCAAUCUGCUAUGCGUGGCGGCAACAAAGAGAGACUAAGUAUGCUCACAUGCUUAUGCUGGAUGUAUCUCUGGAAAAGUAAAGAGGCGCCUCGCCAUCGGCCAGAUAACUUGGAGGAUGGAGAUGAGAUUAAAACGAAAGAGGAUUGGUUGAAGAUGGCGACGUCGAAUUUAAACGAUGCUUCCCGGAUUAAUCCAUCUUUUCCACCACUAUUUCUAGCUCGAGGUGUUUUGCAGCUCCUCCGAGCUUCCACUCGGCCGUUCCCUAAGAAUAAUACAGCUCCCGGCGCACUGGAUCCUGAGAAGGCUGAGCUUCUGCGAGGAGCUCAAAAGUCAUUUGAGGAUGCGAUAAAGGCCUCACAUGGCAGGAAUAUGUUGGCAGUUUUGGGUAAAGCGAGAGCUGCAUUUUCAAUGGGAAAAUACGCGGAGGCCUUGGAAGGAUACCAAGAGGCAUUGCGGUCAAUGCCCGACCUGGUAGACCCCGAUCCAAGAAUUGGAAUAGGCUGUUGUUUCUGGCAAUUGGGUUUCAAGGAAGACGCAAAAGCCGCUUGGGAACGAUCACUAGAAAUCAAUCCGGAUUCGAAGGUCGCAAACAUAUUACUUGCUCAGUUCUAUCUCGAUCAAAGCGCACAUGUACCAACGAACAGCCCCGAAUUCAUCCAGUUAUACAAGAAAGCCAUGACCGAGUACACUCAAAGAUCCUACAAGGUCGAUAAAGAUAUGCCCUUGACUUGUGCUACUUUUGCCGGAUACUUUUUAUCGCGAAAAUCUAUGCCAAAUGUCGAAGCCCUAGCCCAAAAGGCCAUUCAAUACACAGACGUCAAUGCGAUUGCAAGUGAUGGAUGGUAUUUGCUUGCGAGGAAAGAGCACUUUGAUGAUAAUUAUGAAAAGGCUUUGGAUUACUAUGGCCGGGCCGAUGAUGCGCGUGGUGGUAUUGAUAGAGGAUAUAUGCCUGCUAAAUUUGGAGCUGCGCAAUUAUCUGUGCUGAAAGGUGACUUUGGCGAAGCAAAACUACGACUGGAGAAAAUUAUUCAACAAUCCAAGAAUAUUGAAGCCAUGAUUUUACUUGGAACGUUGUAUGCGGAAGAAGUGUUCAGCAGUCAGGAAAGUGGAGUCAAGGAAGAUAAGACCACGGAAUUCAAAAAAGCUAUCGGUUACUUGGAGAAUGUCCGUACAGCAUGGAAGGAUCCCAAGAAGAAUCUCGUUCCUGAUGCCUCGGUUCUUCUUAAUCUUGCGAGACUUUACGAAACAGAGCAACCGGAGAAGAGCUUGCAAUGCCUUCAGCAAGUGGAGCAGAUCGAGUUUGACCAAAUCCCAGCUGCAGACAGGCCAGAGGAGACGGAUGACGAGGCCGCAUACAAAAGUGCUAUGCGCGAAAACUUAUCCCCUCAGCUCCUGAACAACAUAGGAUGCUUUUACUAUCAAUCCGAGAAAUACGAUCAAGCUCGCGAGAUGUUCCAAUCUGCAUUAAACGCUUGCGUUAAGGCUGGUGAAAAGCUUGAAGGUAUGGAUACCGAUGCAUUGGUCACUACUAUCAGCUUCAAUCUCGGGCGCACGUAUGAAGCUAGCGCAAUUGCACUCGUCGAGGACAAAAAGGAUUUCAAAACUGCGCUUUCUAUCUUUCGUGAAACGUUCAAGAGUGCCCUUGAUUAUUCAUUGAAGGCUCUCGAGAUUACACCUGACCAAGUUCACUACAAGUUCAAUGUUGCAUUUGUACAACUUCAACUAGCAACAACGAUUUACAAUCUACCAGAAACCCGAAGAUCCCUUGACGAAGUCAAAGGUGCAGCCAAAGGUCUAGAGGAUGCCAUUGAAGCACUUGAUGCUAUUGCCCAGCAUCCUAGUCCACCUUACCCUAAACACGACAUUGAGCAAAGAGCCAACAUGGCACGGAAUACCAUGCGUCGUCAAUUAGAACGUUCAAUACAGGCCCAAAAAGAAUACGAAGAAAAGAAUGCUUCGAAAAUCCAGGCAGCUAAAGAACAGAGAGAAGCCGAAUUAAGACGCAGGGAAGAGGCGCGUGAGGCGGCUGAAAGGGCCGACCUUGAACGUAAAGCAAAGAUUGCGGAAGAGCGACAAAAGAUUGCUGAGAGAGAUCGUGAAUUGGCACAAGCGAGAGCUGCUGAUGACAUUGCUAGAGAAGCUGCGGAAAUGACGACCGAUAGUGAGACGGGUGAGAGAGUGAAGCGAAAGAAGAUUCCAAAGGGAAGAUCAGGGGGUGGAAAGCGUAAAAAGAAGGAGGAUGGAGUUACCGAGGAUGAUGAUUCAGGUGCUGAAGAAGGCGGUAGAUCACAAAGAAGGAGUAGAAAAGCUAGGAGGGGUAGUGGAAGUGAUGAGGAGAAGCCAAAGACGAAGAAGAGGAGAUUGGCUAAGAAAGGAGGGGAAAAGAAAGAGGAGAGUAAAUACAAGAGUAGUGAGAUUGUGGUGGAAAGUGACAGUGAUGGGGAUGAUGGUGCUGAAGAGGUAAGGAAAGCAAUGGAAGGAGAGACUGGAGGAGAUAAAGAUGUGGAGAUGGGGGGCCAAACUACUAGUCAAGUCAAUGCGGCAGGUGGUGAUAGCGAUGAGGAAGAACAAGUCGUCAAAAGCACGAGGAAGAGCAGAAGGGGUGUUAUUGAAGAUGAUGAAGACGAUGAUGACAAUGCCGAUGCUAAUCCUGGCGCGGCGAAUCUACAAGAUGAUUCUCCGGGAACAGUAAACGAGGAUGCUGAUACACCAAUGACGGGGACGGCGGCAGGAAAUAAUGAUGAGUAG